AGAAAAGGUCCGUGGGAGCGGCGGUGCCGGGUGCGGGUGGCGGGCGGCGGAGCGGGAUGCGCCUGACUCAGAGUAUGUGCACCAUCGCCGAGUGCGCGCCCGGCGGGGACGGCCCCGCCACCGCCCGGCCCCGCCUCGUCAAGAUCGCGGUGGUGGGGGGCAGCGGCGUGGGCAAGACAGCGCUCGUCGUGCGGUUCCUCACCCGGCGGUUCAUCGGCGACUACGAGCGGAACGCAGGUAAUCUCUACAGCAGGCACAUCCAGAUAGAUGGAGAGAUGUUGGCCAUCCAAGUGCAAGAUACUCCAGGAGUUCAGAUCCACGAGCACAGUCUGGAUUGCAAUGAGCAGCUGAACAGAUGCAUUCGCUGGGCAGAUGCCCUAGUGAUUGUCUUCUCCAUCACAGACUACAAGAGCUUUGAGCUCCUCAGUCACCUUUACCAUCACGUUCGACAGCUGCAUCCAGGGAACACGGUCCCUGUUGUCAUCGUUGCAAACAAAGCCGAUCUCUUGCAUAUCAAAGAGGUGGAGCCUCAGCAGGGACUUCAGCUGGCCAAUAUGCUGGGCUGUACUUUCUAUGAAGUAUCUGUCAGUGAAAACUACAACAAUGUCUUCAAUGCCUUCCAUCUCCUCUGUAAAGAAGUCAGUAAACAGCAAAUAACCAGCACCCCUGAGAGGAGGAGAACCUCUCUGAUUCCACGGCCAAAAUCACCCAACAUGCAGGAUCUCAAGAGAAGGUUUAAGCAAGCUUUGUCUGCCAAAGUGAGGACUGUCACUUCUGUUUGACAGUGGUGCCCUUGGUCUACCUGACAUUUUUGCCUGAGAUUGAAACCUUGGGUAUUUAACACUGGCACAUCUAGAGUCCAAGGCAUGUGAAAGAAGGAGGAUAGUUUGAGUAGCCUUUUUCAUGGCUUUAGAAGUAUCUAAGCAGUUGCUUAAAAAAGGAACAAUGUCAGAUUGGAAAAAAAAAAAAACAACCCAAACACAAAAACCCUUGAAAAAUAGUUCUAGGAUGUUACUUGCAGAACAGGUAUUUUCCUCUGGAAAAUGAACUUUUCAGUAAAUGAAACUGUUUGUCUUUAUCCCAGUUGGACAGAUUUGGCUUUCAUUUGUGUAGAAACAACUUUUCAGCUGUAACUCAACUUGUACUUGAGCAGGGAAACGCCCUGAACCUCAGGUCACUGUUCAGAAGUAACCACUUAAGUCUUGUUCUCACGUGAAUGAAGGACACAGCAUGAUGUAUGUGUUUAAUUCUAUUGCACGGUAGAAUUGUUUGUUUUUUCCCCUCGUAUUUCAAAACAAAUAAGCAAAAAUGAAAUUGUUCUGUUAAACAACGGUCCUUUAUUUUUUUACUAGCCAUGUUAUUCGCUGACAACUUGACCAGAUUCUUUGUAUGCAAAACUAUUGUCUGCAGGGUGUAAGCAUAUCUAAUUACAAACAACUUUUUUAUGGUCUGAAAAAAGUAUUCUCCAGACUAAAUGGUCCAACAGGGAGCUUCUGAGGAAUGAGUGUGGAGUUGGAGUGAUAGUCUACUGCAGAAGCCAUUCUAAGACAUCUCUCUCUCUCCUGUGUGCAGUAGGCAGAAAAGGUGUGAAGCAGGGCUGGCUCCAGGCAAUGAAGCUGGAGCUGAGCUGAGCCAGACCUUCUUCAUUCUUAAACACAUGGCAGAUUUAUAUAUAGAAUUUUUUUUUUUUUAAAUAUUGAGUCAAUGGAGUUCACAGCCUAAGGGCCUUAUACAGAUGCACUUUAAAAAGCCAGUUGUGCUUUUGUUUAAACUGUAACUUAUUUAUUUUGUGUACAGUUGCUCCUCUUAGGGAGUGGACUUUUCAUUCUUACUGCCUUGUUCAACAUUAAAUUUUUCAAUUGCA
This is a messenger RNA of Myiozetetes cayanensis, 1864 nucleotides long. RefSeq names its product RAS like family 11 member B (gene RASL11B). The coding region runs from base 57 to 782 and encodes 241 amino acids. Gene Ontology annotation, molecular function: GTPase activity; GTP binding. The record is from RefSeq and is a predicted model, not a curated record. NCBI's taxonomy places the organism in Eukaryota, Metazoa, Chordata, Aves, Passeriformes, Tyrannidae. The transcript has 4 exons.